AAAUAUUAAAUGUACUUUUUCUCUUACGAAGAUGUUCAUAAAAGUUUUAUGUUGUUCUUAACUCACGUUGGUUGCACUUUAUAUGUUUCAAGGAAUUGAUAAAGUUCCUCUAUGUCCAGUGGCCAUCAGAGUUGUAUGAAAAUUGAGCUUGGAUAAAGAAUCAGAGAUGUCAUCUGAAACUCCCAUACAGAUGAAGAAAACGAGCAGUUUUCUGCCUUAUCCAAACGAUCACCUGCCCGAUUAUGCACUGAAGAAGGCAGAGCGGGAAUUGAAAGAAACGCCCGAAGCAAAACAAACAGCACUGGCAGAAUUUAAAAAAUUGCUUCAAGAAAAUCCAAAAACUAAGGAGAUACAUUUCGAAGAAGAUUUUCUGAUUCAUUAUUUGAGGGGUACUAAGUACACGAUCCAGAAAGCAGCUAACCACCUACAGAAUUACGUUGAUUUCAGGACGAAGCACAAUCAUUUAUUUCAAGCUAUUUCAGAAGAGUAUUUUCUUACAAAACGCUUCAUUGGAUCGUGUGUCGUCUUACCCGACAGAUGUCCAGAGGGGUGCGUGGUUUUUUGUAUUCGACUUGGGAAGUGGAAUCCGAGAGAAAUCCCAUUAGAUGACUUCAUAAAAUUGUACCUGCUGACAAGUUUGCAAAUUUUACGUGAUCCAAUGGCACAAAUUAAUGGAUUCAAAACCAUUUUUGACAUGAAAGAUACCAAUAUUCAUCACCUUCGACACGCUACUUUACAUAAUUUGUACAUUCUGUAUCACCUACCUCUGAACUGUAUUCCCGUCCGAAUAAAGGGACUUCAUGUUGUCAACCAAACUGCUCUGGUGAGUUUGGCAUGGAGAAUUCUGUACCCAUUUCUACCGGAAAAAAUUAAAAAAAGAACCCAUUUCCACUCGGAACCUCGGAAGUUGCUCGACUAUUUCCCUUCCUCUACGCUGCCUGUUCAGUACGGUGGAGAUCUCCCGGAAAUAGAUUCUACAGAAUUAACUUGGAGAUUAAAUAAAGAACAGCGAGAUAACUCGAUGCGUGGACAACCUAAUUUUUAUUAAAUUUAUUUAUAUUGUACAAUUUUUUAAUAAUGUGUAUAAUAAAAGCUCUUUGUAACUA
Messenger RNA from Argiope bruennichi, 1106 nucleotides. RefSeq names its product alpha-tocopherol transfer protein-like. The transcript has 7 exons. The record is from RefSeq and is a predicted model, not a curated record. Bases 167 to 1048 code for a protein of 293 amino acids. Lineage: Eukaryota; Metazoa; Arthropoda; Arachnida; Araneae; Araneidae. Gene Ontology annotation, molecular function: phosphatidylinositol bisphosphate binding. Gene Ontology annotation, cellular component: membrane.